GACGGUUUCACAUGACGUUAUCACAGGAAACACAGCAGCAUAUUUUACCAAUGUCUUUGUGAAGCAGCGUUCCACCGGAGGAUAACACGUAACGUGAACACUGGUCAUCGGGAGUCAUGGCAUACAGCGUGGACUUCACUAUCGACACGAGUGACACAGAUUCUGACUAUGAAAACCUGGGAGAGGAUAAAUCAGGUGAGGAGUAUUUCUUCGAGGCCGUCAGAGAUCCAGGAGCAAGCAAGCGGAGAUGGAAUGAAACCCUGGAGAUGCAAGUGUUUAGAGAAAGCAGAGGGGCAACUCUGGUUGGUGUUGAGAGACUUCUCAGAAUGAUGCUAUUUUUAGAAAGCCUGUCGACCUCAAGUGAGGGGGAUUUUGAGACCGUUGACGCUCUGCAGAGACACAGCUGCUCGGCUGCAGCUCUGAAGGCGCUCUCCUCCAGGCAGAGUCGAGCUGCUGAGCUAAAAAGCCCGUCUUCGGUGGUUUCCCGUCGAACGAGGCGCUCAUCUCAGCCGCGCCCACGUCAGCUCGUAUCCCAUGAUCCUCCUCAGACCUUCAGACCGAUCCAGGAUCACAUCGUCCAAGCAGAGGUGGAGGAAAUCAGUCCUGAAGGAAGCGGUGACGACCAGUUGGUCUGCUCCCUCCGAGGCCUUUCAGCGUCUGACGGCACACGCAAACUGCGAUCCUUGCCCCUGAGCCUGGCAGAGAAGAUAAAGCUCAGGCAGCUUGCUUUUCAUGCUGAAACUUCAACAAUCAUCAGAUAUGUUCCAUGCUACGCUAAUAUAUGCAUGUACAUAUCAAGGACUUGGCGUCACUGCCUGUUCGGCUGCCUCACCGCCUUCAGCUCCCUCCAGCUGUGGCAUUCGCCCAUGAAGAGGCUGAGCGGACGCCACGGGACCGGAGUGCUCUCCUACUUCCUGUUUCUGAGAACCCUGCUGUUCUUGAACCUCCUGAUUUUCAUCAUCAACGGCUUGUUUGUGGUCUUCCCUCAAGCCAUCCACCCUCCUCCUGCGCCUCCUCCGUACGACCACGAGCUGGACGUCUUCCCCGGGGUCUGGCUGUUCACCGGCUCGGGUUAUCUCUCUCAGAGUUUGAUGUUUUAUGGCUACUACAGCCACACCCCCACUGACAGUUGUCCGACGGAGGAGUCUAAUGACUGCAACACCUACGGGUACAGCAUAUCUACAGCAUAUUUCUUCACCAUCGUCAUCGCCUUCUUCGUCAUCUGCAUCUUCCUGGUCUACAGCAUCUCCAAGUCCUUUGGGAAACAUUUUCAAGUCCUCAAGUCCAAUGGCUUUCUGGCGGUGAAGGUCUUCUGCUCCUGGGACUUUAAAGUCAGCAAACACGCUUCCGUCAGGCUUCAGUCUGAGAAAAUCAGCACUCAGCUAAAAGAGCAGCUGUCUGAGAUGAUCAGAGGAGAAAAGUCACGGAGCUGCAUGCAGCGGCUCUCGCGCUUCUUCUUUCACGUGGCGACGUGGAUGAUUUGUCUGGUCUGCAUCUCCCUGAGCGCCUUAGGAAUCCACCACCUGUCGGAGAUCUCCAUUACAGAUGAUCCCCGGAAAGAGUCUGAGCUGCAGCUCUUGUUGCUUCUGUCUGCAGCGGUGUCGGCCAUCAACCUGCUGCUCCCGGGCCUCUUCAACCUCGCGUACGUCAAGAAUACUGAUUCAUCUGCUGCAUGCGUCUAUAUCUCCGUAUUCAGAAACCUUCUGCUGAAGGUCAGCAUCGUGGGAGUGCUGUGUUACCGCUGGCUGGGGAGGAUUGCUGUGGAACCAGAAAGUCGUGGUCUACAGUGUUGGGAGAGUUUUGUAGGACAAGAACUCUAUCGGCUGCUCCUCAUGGACUUCAUCUGCACAUCACUCUACACUUUAAUUGGAGAGUACUUUUGGAGACUUUGUUCUGGGAACAGGCAGAGGAGGAACAGGAAGCCGGUGUUUGACAUUGCACGCAACGUGCUGGAGCUCAUAUAUGGACAAACUCUGACUUGGCUCGGGGUGCUGUUCGCUCCACUGCUCCCUGCUGUACAAAUAACAAGACUGUUUGUGCUCUUUUACAUGAAGAAGAGCAGCGUGAUGGUGAACUACCGGGCCUCCAGAAAGCCCUGGAGAGCCACUCAAAUGACGACCCUGUUCCUGUCUCUGCUGUGCUUCCCGUCAUUUCUCGGCGCAGCGGUGUCUGUCACCUACACGGUCUGGAUGAUCAAACCCUCGCAGUCCUGCGGUCCGUUCAGGAACCUCACCGUGAUGUACGAAUCCAGUUGGCUCUGGGCUCAAAAACUAAAAAAGACUCACCCAGUUUUGUCUUGGCUCACCUGGGCCUACAAGUAUCUGGUAGAGAAUCCGCUCUUCCUAUUUCUCACCACUGGAGUUUUUCUAAUUGUGAUUUACAUUCAAACCCAGAUUGUUGAUGGCCAGAGGACGAUCAUCAGCCGGUUAGAGAAGCAUAUUGAAAACGAGGGCAUGGACAAAAAGUUCCUCAUUUCCAAACUACAAGAGCUUUCUGGACAGAAUAGUCCGGUUUCCUCUCACAGAUGAGUUUAUGGCUGAACGAGUUUCCCCUGUUCCUAGAAUGUUGUUUCUUUUAUUGUGCACUGAAAAUAUUACAACUUAUUGUUGCCUUGGGUCAAAGAAGUGAGUUUGUGAUUGGUGAAUAACAAAAGAAGGAUUACUGUUAUUUU
Molecule: messenger RNA, 2671 nt
Organism: Salarias fasciatus (jewelled blenny)
Lineage: Eukaryota; Metazoa; Chordata; Actinopteri; Blenniiformes; Blenniidae
Product: transmembrane channel-like protein 6
Exons: 21
Coding region: 117-2528 (803 amino acids)
Cellular component (GO): plasma membrane
Molecular function (GO): mechanosensitive monoatomic ion channel activity
Source: RefSeq, a predicted model, not a curated record